AUGAAAGACAAUCAACAAGACAACUGUAUCGGACCUGAGUCGCACUCACCACUAAGCAGUAAAUUAGGUACAACACUUUGCGAAUAUAAGUUCCCGGCUUAUACAGAACCUUCCUCACAGCAAUGGCGGUCUCUUCAUUCUGAAAAUGCGCUGGGGAACAGCUUGGAAGCUCGAAUGGAUGCUGGACACGAAAAAGAGUAUGGUCCUAUUUGGAAUCCCGGAUAUCAGUCCCUAGAAAAAAAUGAUACGCCCUGGUGGCAUAAUCAACACCGUUAUACUAGAAGAUCAGUCAGCUCGGCUGCCAACCCUCAAUUCAAGAAAAUUACUGUCCAAUCCCCACAUUAUUCAAACGAUGUUGUCCCCCAAAGCCCUGCGCUAAUGUCAAGCAGGGCUAACAGCUUGUUUUCCGUGAUGACGGAAAGCAGCAAGAGCGAUCACUCUUCUCCGACAGCUUAUAAGCCAACACACAGACGCAGUAGCGCCAUAUCGCUGGAUAAAGACUGCAUCCGGAGAUCGGGGAUCUUAAAAAGUUCAGGCAAAGGUUCUGGUUUGGAUCGGAAAUCCGAUAGACUCGUUAGCGGCUUUCAUGGUAGAAGCGGCUCCUCUACUUGUGAAGCACCCUUCAAGAUUAUUGCGCCAUCGUCAGGAAAUCUCAGAAGGAAGUCCGAACCACACUUUAUAACGGAUUUCGAGCAGUUUCAGCGUGCCUACGAUAGGUUGAUCCCGAUUCCCGCAAAUGUUCAUGAAUCCAAUAGGAUUUCUUUCUCUACUACAAACAAUGAUGUUUUAGGGCCAGUUAGCUUGGCACCGUACUCCUGUUUACAAAAUUCAUCACCAAAGGAAGGCCAAAUUCACGAAGCUCUGUUGCCUCCUAUAGAAUUUUCAGAUUCGUCUUCGCGUGCAGAUGAAGAGCUUCCGAAGAAAGAUGGCGAUGAGCUUCUUUCACUGAAAGAGUUUCUAGAAAGCACUCCAUAG
Messenger RNA from Lachancea lanzarotensis, 975 nucleotides. RefSeq names its product LALA0S04e04258g1_1. Bases 1 to 975 code for a protein of 324 amino acids. The record is from RefSeq and is a predicted model, not a curated record. The transcript has a single exon. NCBI's taxonomy places the organism in Eukaryota, Fungi, Ascomycota, Saccharomycetes, Saccharomycetales, Saccharomycetaceae.